AUACAGAAACGAGCAUAAAAAUCAAAACAUCUACAAUAGCGAUAGUAAUAUUAAUAAUAAAAUAAUGGUCAGUGCAAAUUAGCCUGCAAAUUUUUUAUCGGGGGGCGGUGAGGGACCUGGAUAAAGGCUAGGGGGGCGCUGGUCCAAAAAAUGGUUGAGAGACACUGUUCUAAAGUAAAACAUUUAUAUAGAUUUAGGCAUGAAUACAUGUAACCAAGAUUCUCGAUCCUGAAGGUGGAUGAUUGCACAUAUUUUUCCAGUAAAAAAAACGGCAACCACUAAAUAACUACAUUCUCUGAGGUCUCUAGGUGGGGUCCCCUGCAUAUCACUUCCCUUUUAUUCAUAUCUUUUGCCAUGCACUGUGCCAAUGACGGCACAUUGCACAUUUUUAUAUAAAAAAAAAACACCCCUUGUAGAUUUUUAAUUUUUUUUUUGUUUUAACCAUUUGUUUAUUUUUUCCUUUUCUCCUGUUUUUAACAGUCAGUUGGUGGAUUUAUUGAAAUGUCUGCCUUUUCUGUUUGUAUACAGUAUAAUGUUUGUUUCAAGGCAGAGAGAGAUUUGUAUUUUUAAGACCUAGAGAAGCUAGCAGAAUUGCAGUUGAAAGCGUUUGGUCGGUUUCUUACGUUGUGUCACGUGUGACUGUUUUUUUGACAGCCCAGUAUUUUAAAGCCAGGUUCGUAUGGAAAUGCCUUCACUCCACUUGCACUGCUGUUGGACUCGCCGUCGUUGCUUUCAUCCGUCUGUCUAUUCUUUUGGUGCACUCAUCUGCUGUCCCAACACCCAGCGUACACGUCAUCUCUGGCCACCAACCUCCACAGAAUUCAUUUUGACCUAAGCUGUUUACAGUCAAUAGGUGCACACUGUUGCUGCCUCCAGCCUGCUCUACCUGAUUUGUUUCUAAAUUCUCCAAAAAUGAUUUGAAAUGAGGCUUAAGAUUUGAUAUUCACAAGAUUUCAGAUUAUUUAACUGGACUGUUAUUUGUCUGACAUUUCCCAGUUCAUAGUUCUGAGUGGAUUUUAAUUUUCUUUUCCUUUCAAGCAGCAUAUGCAACUCUGCAAACGAUUAAAUAUUGGCAUCCGUAAUGUUGCUGCAUGUCGACGCUGUAGCAAAUMAUUAAGAGACACGGAACAAAUGACGGGAAUAAUAUUUCCCAGAAACUUCACUURGCUUUUCAGAACCGGGAAAGAAUAGAAAACUGCCAAACUUUAACAAGUUGUGCCAAGUUAGAUGUGUUGUUUCCUCUCUGCCAUGUGGUGUCCAGCACUAAUUUUUUUUCUUAUCUCUUCCUGUGGAGGAAAAGAUCUAAGUCAGAGUACACAGGGUUUGGAAAAGCAUGAAUUGGAGGACAAAAUAACAGGACAACAGGAAGUGACACCCUCAUUUCUAGAUGGCAGAAGGCACAAAUCAGUCACAUGGAUUUUAUUCUAGUCAUCAUGAUAUGGCAUUUUAUAAUCUAAUAAUACAGCUAACCUUAGCUUUCUCCUUGAAAUACAUUAAGGAGAGCAAACGCUGGUGACGAUAUGUGAUUUAAAACGAAGGAUUAAGUCGAAUUUCCUCCACUUGCACCACUGUGGACAGAGAUGCGAUGUGUGCCGUGUGUUUGAGGCCGCCACUCCCUUCACAUGCUCUAACCUCUUACAAACCCAGCUCACUUCCAUCACCCGAAAACCCACCUUCUUCAUCUUGGCUCAGCCUGCUCUGUUCUGCCAAUUUUCCUGACCUCUUGUCAAAGAGACCUAAUCAAGCAUUGUUGAGCCAUCCUUCCUCACUGUGCCUGAUCCAUCCGAUACUAACUCAGCUGGAGUUUUGUUCACCUGUCCUCUACUCCCCCUCCUCAACCGCCCCACUGUAUGUGUACCACUCACAGUGCGCUUACUAACACCGACGACCCUUUUUGUUAAAAACAAUUUAACAAAAAGCUGCAUGCUUUUUUUUUUAUUUAUUUUUUUUUAGUUUUAUUCCUUCCCCUCACUUUCUGUUUGUGAAAGUCGACGUCAGUCUCUUUGUGAUUAUAAAUAUCCUUUCUGUUUGGUUUGUAUGUUUUUUAUUUAUUUUUUAUUUUUUGGAUAGAAUGCAGCACUCUGGUGAAUGUUAGACAAGCUUGGAAUAGUUAUAAUCGCAACAGAAAACACUGCUUAUAAAGAAAUGUCAUUGUUUCUUGUUUAUAUGUGCUUGAGGAUGUACUGUAGUGUGUAGUGGUGGGAUGGUCUUGCAUUUCACUUUUAUGUUUUGUUACCUCGCUGACCAAUACUAGUGAAAUAACGUGACUUGCUCAAUGGCCCCAUAGUCUACUAGAAAAUGCUCUUGUGCAUGUUUUUGAAUGCCUCUCAAUCUCUUUUUGCUCAUUAUCAGUUGUCUGAUCCAACCAAGAUUGCUGAUGCAUAUUAUAGGAAUCUUGAGCAGAAAUGUGAAACUGUGUAAAGGUUACAGCAGAUCUCCAAAUUGUUGCUCAUUGUUUGUGUGAAAAUGGUUGGAAUCUGACAAUUCAUGAUCUAAAUGCAGGAGGCGUCCAAAAACGUGCUCAACAGUCAUUUUGGUAUAUCUAACGGGGUUCGAAGUACACUGUCGUCCUUUUCAUCUGCACACCCACAGAGCCCUUCACACAUGCAUAAUCAGUCCACUCUGGGCCUUGUAAUGGUAAUCCAAGGCCCAAAAGCUCCACUUCUGUCUGUUUCUUUUGCUCUAUUUUUGUGACAGCUGAAUGUCUCAUGGUGCUCCCCUUGUCAUGGUUACGGAAUCACAGCAAGCUUGGAGUUUCUGGUCUUCAUUUUGUUAUUGCUAGAUUUCCAUACCUGUUCCGUGUUGCUUUUCUUUGUGUACGAAGAUCCUGCGCUGUAGUGUGUCAUAUAUGUAUGCGUGCGAUACAUAUAUUGCCCUCUCCUUCCUCCUCCUCCUUCUAACUUCUUACAUAGUGGAUGUUAUUUGAUGUGUUUAUCUUGAUAAUAAAUGAUAGUUGUUUUUCUUUUUGCCUGAAAAACGCCUUUUUUUUUUUUUUAAAGUACACUCAUGAUGUAGGAUUAAACCCUGUAGGUUGCAGACCACACAGAGACUCAUGCAUUUACUUAACAUAGAGGCAAUCUUGCCUUUCAACUCAAGUCUCCCAGCCUUUUUAUCCCUCUCCCCAACUGCCCUAACACUCCUCGUGCUGGAGGACACUGAUUGUUACACGCUGUAGGUGAUGACAAUAAUGAUAAUGGUGAUGGUGGUGGUUGUGCUUAUGAUGAUAGUGUGAUUUGAGUGUUUUGUUUGUCUUGAUGUUUUCAUCCAUGCCCACAGGGUAUAGCUCCUCUUAUUAUUGGAAUAUUUUUGGUUUUUUUCUCCUCUCUUCUCUCUGCCAGGAUAACAUCGGGCACCGGCUGCUUCAGAAACAUGGAUGGAAGUUGGGGCAAGGACUUGGCAAGGCCAUGCAGGCGAUUUGAUCCUGCCCAUGUUGUGCUGAUGGUAAACUUAGUGGACGCACCGACCCUGUGCCCAUUGUACUUAAAUAUGAUGUCAUGGGGAUGGGCCGAAUGGAGAUGGAGCUGGACUAUGCAGAGGAUGCCACAGAGAAGCGGAGAGUGCUUGAAGUGGAAAAAGAGGAUACAGAAGAGCUGCGGCAAAAAUACAAGGACCAGGUGGAAAAAGAGAAAGCUAUCGCAAAAGCUCUGGAAGACCUGAGGGCAAAUUUCUACUGCGAGCUUUGUGACAAGCAGUACACUAAACACCAGGAGUUUGACAACCACAUUAACUCGUACGACCAUGCCCACAAACAGAGGUUAAAAGAGCUGAAGCAGAGAGAGUUCGCUCGCAACGUGUCCUCUCGUUCUCGGAAAGAUGGAAAGAAGCAAGAGAAGAUGCUGCGUCGGCUGCACGAGUUGGCUGAGCAGAGGAAACAGGACAAACAGGACCGUACUCCUGGAAGUGGCCCCAUGUUCAAAACAACCACAGUUGCUGUUGACGGGGAGAAAGAAGGAGAUGGGGACGGCGUGCCACUCGAGAACCCCAUUCUUACAGAUUCCAUCCUUGAGAGUCCACCGUCAGAGAGAACUGGCCAAUCUUCCCCAAAGCCCAGCCCAACUAUUAAUUUUUCUCUGGGGAAGUCCACAUCCUCAUCCUCAUCCCCAACCCCUACCGGCGCAUCAAAAGUCAGCGUAUCAUUCUCUUUUGCAAAGAAAGCCCCAGUCAAGCUGGAGACGGCAGCGGCUGUGUUUGCUGAUCCUGGCGAGGAGGCUGUGGAGGAAGAGGAGAAUCAGGAAGGGGAAAAGGCUGGAGGACAAGAGGAGACAUCUGGCUGCAGCACAGAGAGUCCCAGAAGAGCACCUGAAGGAGAUGAAGGAGGGGAGAAAGGUGAUGCAGCUGGGGCAGAAGAUAUCCAGCAGCCUGACGAUGGCGGCUCCUUGACCUCGACUUUAAACAAACUUAAGAUGAUGAUGAAAAAGGAUGAAGGAUUUUCUGGACAAGAACCACAGUACUACCAUUACAUCCCGCCAGCUCAUUGUCGUGUAAAGCCCAACUUCCAGUUUUUGUUGUUCAUGAAGGCUUCUGAGCAGUGCCAGAGCAAAGAUGAUGAGGAUGAAGAGGAAGUGGAGGAAGUUCAAAAGGCUGAAGAAAGCUCUGAUCAGACAGAGUCCAAAGAAACUGAGUGUAAAACUGAACAAGAACAAGGUGAGGAUGUAUCAGAAACUGAGCCAGAACCACCUCCUUUAUCGCCUAAAGUGAAGACGGAGGACAAUAUCUCGUCUUGUGAGCAAGAGACAGUUUCAACUGCUCCUACUUCUCCUAGUCAGAAAGCAGAGAACACACACAGCACACUCGAUACAAACACUGGUCCAAAAGUCCCAACGGGUCCCUUCUUCCCUGUCCUGAGCAAAGAUGAAAGUACCACUUUGCAGUGGCCUACGGAGCUUCUUGAAUUUACAAAAGCUCAGCCUUCACUAUCCUACAGCUGUAAUCCUCUCUACUUUGACUUUAAGCUUUCAAGAAAUAAAGGACUGCGCGGUGGGAAAUCAGCAAAGUCCCUCAAGCCUGGCGAAGAGGCUGAUGACAAAGGACAAGUUGUAACUGCUUCAACAGCUGAAGCCGCUGAAGCCGAACCUGAAGCAUGCACUGAUAAAGAGACACCUGAGAUGAAGGAUGAUCCCAGCCAGCCAGGACCUGAUGAGCAAAAACCCACGACGGCUAGUAGUGGCACGAAAAAGAAAAAGAAGAAAAAGAAGCAUAAGAAAUCGGGAAAACAUUCAAAACGCAAAGGAAAAGAAAAAGAUGCAGCUGGGGAUGCAGAGGAGAAUACGGAGGCAAUGCAAGAAAAGCCUAAAAAGAAGAAGAAACACAAACGGAAAAAGAGCAAAAACAAAGCUCAAGAUCAAGUAGAGGGGGCAGGUGAUGACAAAGAAAAAGUUAAGCCAAAGUCAGAAGAUAAAGCUGCUGGUUCCUCUGUUCAGUCCACAACUGGAGGAACAACAGCAGCGGAGGCGGGUAAAAGGAAACGCGCUGCAAAGGAAGUGCCUUCUAAAGCUGGAGCAGAACACGGAGGAAGUGGAAAACACAACGACAAGAGCAACUCCUCAGAAGAUCACGGUAGCUCUAAAAGACAAAAAACGGACUCGAGCGGCUCGCAAAACGCGUCAUGUUCUACCUCUGCUCAGAAAAGUCCAGGUCAUGGUAGGCCACCCAGCAGCGAGAGCGAGGAGGAAGGCGGCUCCAACACCCAGCAUUCACGUCAUCACAGGUCCAGCCCGCGAGAGCAGCGGCGCCACCACAGCGAAGAGUCCAGACGGUCCCACAGCCGCUCAUCACGGCGGGGAGAACGACGCGGCAGCAGCCGGCGGCACCAUCGUGGCCAAGCCUCCCGCAGUCGCUCCUACUCCAGCAGUUCUGGGCGCUCCUCGGCGAGAAGUAGCGCCUACAGUCACCGCAGCCGCAGUUACUCUGACAGCUACAGCGACUACAGCACGGAAGGCCGCCGGCGGAGGCGCUCUAAACGUUCAUCUGACUCCGAGUAUGAGCGGCGGGGCAGUCGAGAUCGCAGGCGAUCCAGAAGGCAUCAGUACUCCUCUUCAUCCUCGGACGAUUCCCGCUCUCGUUCUCGCAGCUACAGCAGGAGGAAGCGGCACCGGCGGCACCACCGCAGCAGCUCCAGAAGCUCCAGCAGCUGGAGCCGCAGCACCAGCACAAGAUCCUGGAGGCGCAGCUAUAGCCGGAGCCGAAGCUCAGCGAGUCGCUCCUCCAGUUCCAACAAAGGCUCGCCUCAACGACGGAGCGCCAGGGGACGGGCGGACAGUGACACACAUCGCAGAGACUUCAACCGCUCUCGCAUCUACCGCUCGCAGUCUCCCCGCACGUCAUCGCGAAGCCUCAACCGUAGCACCCACACAUCCACCUCCCAGACUUUGAGGCCGGUCGGGUCUCGUGAUGCAGGGGAACACAAGAACAUGCUCACAGCCCGGCAGCUGCUUGAGAGGGUUCAGUCCAAGAAAAGUUCAGAGGAUUCUACCUCCGGAACAAAAUCUGGGAUUAAGAUUAAGGAUCCCCCACAGGGUUACUUUGGUCCUAAAUUACCGCCAGCCCUGGGAAGCAAAGCCAUGUUGCCCCUCUUUGGUAAGCUGCAAGCAGGGAAGAAACCGUUGAUUCCCCUAACGAGACCCGAUGAGGGAGAGAAAUCCGGAACGGGGAAGGGUUCUGAAGCAGAUGGAGAGGUUAUCCUAGUAGAACCUAUAAGGGAGUUCCCCCCUCCACCACCACCUCCAGCGCCACCAGUGCAGAAGGUCGAGGAGGUGCAGCAGAACACAGCGACACCGGAAGAGACACAGCAGCAGUCAGCUACAGAAGAGCAAGUACACCAAGAACCACAGCCACUUUUUGAACAAGAUCCUUCCAUGAUUAUGCCCCAGUAUCAAGCAGAGCCAGGGCAAGACCCCUCCCAGAACCCCAUGAUGGAGUCCAUCAUGCCUGAAAUGCAGCAACAGCAGCCAGUGCAUGGUUACCCCGCUUACCACCCGUCCAGUCUGGAGGAGGAUGGCAUCGAGGCAGAGGAGGAUGGCCUAGCACCAUUGGAGAGUCAGCCAAUCACGUUCACGCCAGAGGAGAUGGAGAAGUACAGCAAGCUGCAACAGGCGGCGCAGCAGCACAUUCAGCAGCAGCUUCUGGCCAAGCAGGUCAAAGCCUUCCCCUCGGCUGCAGCCGCUGCGGCCGCUGCUGCAGCAGCUGCUAACUUAGCCCCGGCGCCCCCUCCACCAGCCCUGCAGCAGAUCCACAUUCAGCAGCCAACCGUCUCCGUCGCCUCCGGCACAUCCAUCACCACUGUCCAACACGCCAUCCUGCAGCACCACGCAGCCACCGCUGCUGCAAUGGGCAUCCACCCCGCGCAUGCCCACCAUCCUCACCCUGCACAUGCCCAGCUGGCACAGGUGCAUCACAUUCCCCAGCACCACCUUACUCCCAUCUCCCUGUCGCCGUUGGGCCCCUCUCUUGGUCAUUCUUUGGGACACUCUCUGGGACAUGCGGGGCUAAUUCCUGCCCACCCAACAGCCUUCCUCUCCGGUCAGCCUAUUCAUAUUAUCCCUGCUUCUGCACUUCACCACACACCCUUGGCACUCCACCACGUCCCGCACACAGCCCUCUACCCAACACUAUUCGCACCUCGGCCGUCCCAGGCUGCUGCAGCGGCGGCUCUCCAGCUACACCCACUUCUGCACCCAAUAUUCUCAGGACAGGACCUUCAACACCCGCCUAACCACGGCUCUUGAGUGACGAUGGAUACAAAACGGGAUGUAAACACUCGGAAAACUGACAGGGCUGCGACGAUCUUGAUUUAGGGAUGGGGAUGAAGUCUUUGCAUCAGUGUAUAGGAAGUCAGACACGUUGUAAAGCCAGUUUUACACUCAGACUAAAGGGGUCAUUACAUGUUGCAGCCUGUGUUGGUUAAAAAAGGUGACACUAGCGUUUUUUUUAUAUUGGUGUGUUUGGAUUUUUUAUUUUCUUUUUCAGUCAUGUUUCCCGUCUUAAAGGCAGGUUUCUUAGAUGUAAUGAGACAUUCUGUUGAGAUUGUCUGCAUUCCCAACCUCACUAACCACUGGAGUUUUUUUUAGUUUUUCUCAUUUAUGCGGUCAUAAUCUUUGCCAAGUUUGGCAUACAAGGAGAUCCAUAAUGGUUGAGAUUAUAGAGGAUCAUGAUGAGACAGGACAUAGAUUUUGUUACAGAAACUAACAGCUUCACCUCCGUUUUUGUGAUAGACUUAAUGAUGUGACACUUUUCCCCAUAUAACUACCUGCUCUUUAUUGAAUUCUUGGUCUCAAAAUAAUUUGUAUUGCUGUAGUUUGUACAUAUUUCAGUGUGUAAUGUGAAGAAGCCAGCCAUUGAUGACUAUGAAAUAACUAUGGUGUCUAAACUGGUAUGACACAAAAGAAGUCCUCUAAAUUUGCAUAAAUGUGGCAGAGGUUUUAACAUACUCUGAGGCAAAGCUCCUGUUUUCCCAUUGGAGGGUACGUGUGAAUGAAUUGCACUGAAAUCUGUACAUUGGGGUGGUGCUUUGGCAUCAUGUAACAAUAAGAUUGUAGUAUACUGCAAUAAUUGUAUUUUUAUUUUUAAAUUAUUUUCCAAAUGCUCUUCAGAAGAAGAGCUUUGUUUGGCUUUUUUUCUGUAAUUUUGUAAAUAAAAAUGCUGUAGAUUAACCUAUUAACAUUCUGAAAAGGUUGACACUGCUGUUGCUAAAGCAGGCGAAAUUACAAGUUAGUUGCAACAUGGAUGCGCGUUUUAUCUAGGUUGGUUCUUAAAAUGUUCCCGCUGAGGAUGGCUGGGAUCCCAGACAAGUUAUCUGUCAAAAAAACAAGUUGUGACUCUUGUAUUUUUAAAAACAUAACUGUUUCAACAAAUAAAACUUUGAGUCCAUG
This is a messenger RNA of Poecilia reticulata (guppy), 8867 nucleotides long. The record is from RefSeq and is a predicted model, not a curated record. Lineage: Eukaryota; Metazoa; Chordata; Actinopteri; Cyprinodontiformes; Poeciliidae.